AUGGAGUCUCUUCGAUCGGUUAUCGGUUAUGGCUGGACUGGAGGCAGGAGAGUUCAUGGUGUCCAUAGACAUCAAGGACACCUAUCUUCACAUUCCCAUCUGGAUCCCAUACUAGAAAUAUCUCAAGUUUGCGAUUCAAGAUGCACAUUACCAAUUCCAAGCUUUACCCUUUGGCCUAUCCUCGGCGCCAAGGGUAUUUACAAAAGUGAUGGCAGUUAUGAUGGAAUUACUGCACACCCUCGACGACUUACUAAUCAAAGCUCAUUCCAAAGAUGUCUUGAUCAGGGACAUUGCUGCAACUCAUCUUUUACUUAUCCAACACGGGUGGAUACUAAACUUCCAAAAAUCUCAACUUCAUCCUACUCAGAGGAUUCAAUUUUUAGGGAUGAUUUUGGACACAGUUCUGCAGCGGGUUAUCCUCCCUCAGGACAAGAUUCACUCGAUUCAAACCGUGACACGACAGGUCCUCCAACAUUGCAGAGUGUCAAUUUACUAGUGCAUAUGUCUUCUGGGAAGGAUGGUGGCCGCCCUCGAGGCUCUACCAUAUGGACGGUUUCACUCCAGGCCUUUUCAAUUAGACCUGUUGUCCCAAUGGUCGGUAUCGUAUCUGUUUCUCCAACAGAGAGUACAACUGGCUCCCAAAACACAGUGUUCCCUUCUGUUGUGGACCAUAUCAGCAAACCUGUCACAGGGCAGACGGUUCGCUAUAUCGAACUGGAUCCUUCUCACCACAGAUGCCAGUUUAAGAGGUUGCGGAGCACAAUGGCUUCUUACAUGGACCGAGAGUUCACAACUGGAUUCAUUGAUGUGUAUCGGGCCAGCGAAUGUCUGUGGAAGGUCCGUAGAAAGGAUUUUUCAAACAGACAGAAGAAGGAUCAGGCCUACAGACAAUUGGUGGAGUACAGCAAAGCCCAUAACAGUGAUGCGGAUCUAAUUUGGGUGAAGAAGAAGAUAGCGAACUUGCGGACGGUGUUCAAGAAGGAACACACACCAGUAAUCGAGUCUCAAUGUUCAGGAGCCGGAACUGAUGAUGUUUACCAGCCGACGCUAUGGUAUUAUGAACAGAUGAAGUUCCUUUUGGAGAGAGAGUCGAAGGUACAUGGACAGGGUAGCCUGGAUAAAGAGUCUCCUAAGACGCCAGAGGAAGAGGGGACCCUUAAUCCGGAAUCUACCCCGGAGCUGGUAAUGAACACUUCCGCAACAGAGGCAACAGAACUGGAGUUCAGUGGUGAGGAGUCAGCAGCAUCUCGGUCAACAGCACCACCAAGGCAGAGACGAAAGACUUCAUCAUUGAGUUCCGAUUCUGCAUCCACCAGCACAGUUCAAUUUAUCCAGCGGGCGGAGGAAAUGCUUAAUAGGCCACCGGACUUCUUUCGCCAAUUUUCAAAUACGAUAGCAUCUCAGAUACGUGUAAUGCCCGAAACUGUUUUUAGAACUUUCAGGCGCAUAGUAUUUGAUGCAUUAAGAAGGGCCGAGGAUAAUGACCUAUCCGAUGACCUGGAUCUAAUGUCAAAUCCUGUGCGACGCGCACGAAAUGCCCCACAGUCCCAGUAUCCUUAUACCCAACCAUACUAUUAUACGCCGGGUAAUCCUCCACAGCGCCCUUUUUUUCCGCCGGGACCCCCACCAACACUCACUCUGCCCACUUCUCCCACCAGCACUUUGUCCACUGGACUGUACUCAGCAAUGCUGAGUACACAGCUCCCCCCAGAGGACGAGGCUACUUUUUUAAAUUAUUAAAUUAUAAUUUUUUUAAUUCGUUUUUUUUUAGUUUCCGUUGGACAAAUUGUUCCAUGUUUCCUCGACUCUUGUUAUCUUGUUCAUAGUUACCAUAGUGUCGGUUUUUUGUCCUGGACUUUUGAAUGUUGGGAUAUUGGUCAUUCUUAUCGAUGAAUCCAGUUGCAUAAGUGUUAAAAAUGUAUAGAUUUUUAUAAGUAAAUUAUUUUAAAAAAUAAA
Pseudophryne corroboree (corroboree frog) is the source of this 1956-nucleotide messenger RNA. RefSeq lists its product as uncharacterized. Bases 1 to 1740 code for a protein of 579 amino acids. The transcript is spliced from 3 exons. The record is from RefSeq and is a predicted model, not a curated record. NCBI's taxonomy places the organism in Eukaryota, Metazoa, Chordata, Amphibia, Anura, Myobatrachidae.